Spodoptera frugiperda (fall armyworm) is the source of this 692-nucleotide messenger RNA. RefSeq lists its product as uncharacterized. The record is from RefSeq and is a predicted model, not a curated record. The transcript has 3 exons. Bases 97 to 414 code for a protein of 105 amino acids. Lineage: Eukaryota; Metazoa; Arthropoda; Insecta; Lepidoptera; Noctuidae.
UUCCUAGCUUAUUCAAAGGUAAUAAAGUACUUCGUAUAUUUAUAAAAGGGACCUAGAUAUUAAUUUGUUUACUGUUUAAGUAAUUCUUUUUUAAAGAUGUCGUUUCUUUCAAUAUUGUUAGUUUCGUCUGCUAUUUAUUUCGCAAAUGCAAGACCGAACCAGCCAGAAGCUAUAGUCUCGUCUCCUAUUGCAACCCUUCCCAAAGUGCAAGCUGCUGACCCAAGUACAGAUGGGUCUGGUCGUGUAUAUGAUGGUCUUCCCGGGUAUCUGGUAGAUAUGUCCAAAAUACUUGACCGAUACGUACCGACGUUUGAUCCAGAUAUGGAUCCUGAGGAGCAGGAAGAAAAGAAGGCACGUAAGGAAAGGAUGGAUGCCUUAGACCGUUGGUUUGGACGAGAAAAUUCGUCGAUCUAAGCUAUAACGACAUUCCGAAGUAUUUCUUUUUUAUUAUUAGUAACAUACGAAACAUUGUUAUUGUUAAUUUUAAGAUUUUAAUGAGUAAAUAGUUAUUUGAAAUGCUUAUUUUGUGGUUUAAACAUUUUAUGUAUGUAUCUGGAAAGGCCUAACACUUAUAGUCACAUCACAUUUGUCCAAGGUACCUAGAAUAGAUAGUCAUAUCAGUUGUUAUUGUAAUUAAAGUUUCUAUGUAUCUACAUUAGAAUACAUGAUAACCUAUUAAAGAUUUAUCGUUG